AUGUCGCUAUUAGGGAAAGAAUUUGUUACAGAGUUCGGUGAAUUCGUAACAUUUACUACAGAAGAACACGGAAAUCCAGAAUACAAAGAACCAUUUCAAGAAUUCGUUUCUUUAAGCGAAGUUCCAAUCGAACAGACAAGAAACUAUCAGCAAAUUUCCCAAGCUGUUGAAAAUACAAAGACACAACAAUAG
Messenger RNA from Trichomonas vaginalis G3, 192 nucleotides. RefSeq lists its product as uncharacterized. Lineage: Eukaryota; Parabasalia; Trichomonadida; Trichomonadidae. The transcript has a single exon. The record is from RefSeq and is a predicted model, not a curated record. Bases 1 to 192 code for a protein of 63 amino acids.